Messenger RNA from Nezara viridula (southern green stink bug), 1937 nucleotides. The record is from the annotation of a GenBank genome assembly. NCBI's taxonomy places the organism in Eukaryota, Metazoa, Arthropoda, Insecta, Hemiptera, Pentatomidae.
GUGAUUUGUCGUUCACUUCUAUUGUGGUUUACGUUUGUUUGUUAUUAACUGGAUUAUAAUAUUGAAAUGAUUUUUUGAUUUAAUUACAAUUUGUUUAAUAAUAUUAGCUAACAAUGGCUAGUUCUUCUGGGUAUGAAGCAAAUAAAGUUUGUUGUAAUGCACACCCAGAUGCAGUUUUGAUAGAAGAUUAUCGUGCUGGAGACCAAAUAUGUUCAGAAUGUGGUUUGGUUGUGGGAGAUAGAGUAAUAGACGUUGGAUCUGAAUGGCGUACAUUUAGCAAUGAAAAAAAUGGAGUAGAUCCUUCUCGUGUUGGUGGACCUGAGAAUCCAUUAUUGAAUGGUUCCGACCUUUCUACCAUGAUCGGUCCUGGGCGUGGAGAUGCUUCUUUUGAUGAUUUUGGUAUCUCUAAAUACCAAAACAGGCGGACGAUGAGUAGUUCUGACAGAGCAUUGAUCAAUGCAUUCAAGGAAAUAAACAGUAUGGCGGACCGCAUUAAUCUCCCUAAAACAAUUGUUGACAGAGCAAAUAAUCUCUUCAAACAAGUUCAUGAUGGAAAAAAUUUAAAAGGACGAGCUAAUGAUGCUAUUGCUUCUGCAUGCUUGUAUAUAGCUUGUAGACAGGAAGGUGUUCCUAGGACUUUUAAGGAAAUUUGUGCCGUCAGUAAAAUAAGUAAAAAAGAAAUAGGAAGAUGCUUCAAACUCAUUCUUAAAGCUUUGGAAACCAGUGUUGAGCUUAUUACUACCGGUGACUUCAUGUCUCGUUUCUGUUCAAACCUUGGCCUGCCUAUAAUGGUUCAAAGAGCAGCAACACACAUUGCAAGAAAAGCUGUGGAAAUGGAUAUUGUUGCCGGAAGAUCUCCUAUAUCAGUGGCGGCAGCUGCUAUUUAUAUGGCUUCACAGGCUUCUGAAGACAAGCGAAGUCAAAAGGAAAUUGGUGACAUUGCUGGUGUGGCCGACGUUACAAUACGACACUCUUAUAAGUUGAUGUAUCCACAUGCAGCUAAAUUAUUCCCUGAUGUAUUUGUUUUUACCACUCCAAUUGACCAGCUUCCUGUUAUGUGAAUCUGUAUUCGAAGUUUUGUAAUAUUCACUGGACAUUGUACAUACAUUUUCUAUUUAAAAUAAGUUACAAAUAACUAUAUUGGUACUUAAGAAUUUAUUACCACUUAAUUUAUACAUUAAUUGUAAAUUUGUUCAAUACUGGGUAUUUCUGUUAGCUUUAAUCUACUAUACCAUACCCUGAACUAAAGCAGCGUGUGACUUUUGCACAACAGAAUUUUAAUUCUUAAAUUUUCAAAUUCUAUGAUAUCUUAUAAAAUUGAUACCUUAUGUGGACUUUUGCACAACAGAAUUUUAAUUCUUAAAAUUUUCAGAUCUUAUGAUUAUGCUACUACCUCUUCUUAAUUUUUAACCAAUUAAGUGAUAUAUUUAAAAAGUCAGGAUAGCAUAAUUCAAUCUAUAUUUGACAAUUAAAUUUUUGUAAAGAGAUAAAAUCCCUAAAGAAAGUAAAAUCCUGGUUAACUCCGAUGAAGUCAAAAUUACACCCUUUUGUAACUUUUUUUUUUUUAAAUUGUUCAGUAUUCGACAACCAUUUAAUAUAAAUAAGUACUUGUACUUAACAAGUUUGUAAACUAUAAAUAGUGGAAAAAAACACAGCAUCCACUGAUAGUUGAGCAUCUGUUCAAAGAUUGCAAAAUUUGAUGUCAAUGUUAUGAAAAGCCAAAUAAUUAUCUAGAAAAUUAUUUCAGGUCAUAUUGACUUCUCUUUUGUAAAUUAUUUAUCUUUUAAAGUUGAAUAUAUUGUAUCAUUUGUUUUUAUUAUUGUACUUUAUAUUAAUUCUUCAAGUAAUUGAGGAGUAUUCUAUCAAAAGUUGAUGAAUCUGAUUUUGUGAAAAUUGAUUUUUUUUCUUAGAUUAAAAUUCUUUAUUCAAAACUAUAA